Molecule: messenger RNA, 1797 nt
Organism: Adineta steineri
Lineage: Eukaryota; Metazoa; Rotifera; Eurotatoria; Adinetida; Adinetidae
Source: the annotation of a GenBank genome assembly
AUGGGCUCGAAACCUUCAAAAUCGAGCGUAAAAUCGUCUCACGAAGUAAUAACGUCAUAUAUUCGUCAACCACGACAACGUAUGGCUACAAACUAUCUUCUCGUUUGGAUAGAUGCCAGUAUCGACGAAGGAAAAAAGGAUUGUCAAGAUACACUCAUCCAAUUGAAGAAUGUGAUCAAUGAUGUCAAGUUAUGCACUGAAUCGAAUCAAUGCAUCCAAGUACUCAACGAGUCUGACAAGGAACGAGCCUUUGUUAUAGCAUCAGACUCAUUAGGUCAAGAUUUAGUUUCUGAAAUUCAUGAUAUGUCACAACUAGAUACCAUUUACAUCUUUUGUGAUAACAAAUCCAGGCAUGAGGAAUGGACUCAAAACUGGACAAAAAUUAAAGGUGUUCAUACAAAUAUGAAACAAAUAUGUCAAGCAUUAAAAUUGGCUGUUAAGCAGUGUGACCAGGACACAAUCGCCGUAAGUUUUCUUACGAUAAGCGAAUUGGCUUCAACUGAGGAUUUAAGUCAGUUGGAGCCAAAUUUUAUUUACACACAGAUAUGCAAGGAAAUUCUCCUUGAUAUCAAAUAUGGUUAUAAAGCAAUCCAGAACUUCGCAACUUGUUGUCGCGAAGUCUUUACUGGCAAUUCAAUUGAACUAAUAGUUAUUAAUGAAUUCGAACGUGAUUAUCAUCCACAAAAAGCAAUAUGGUGGUAUACACGUGAGUGUUUUAUCUACAAAAUGCUUAAUCAAGCGCUUCGAAUUAUGGAUGCAGAUAUAAUCAUUAAUAUGGGUUUUUUUCUACAUGAUGUACAUCAACAAAUUCAACAGUUGUACGAACAGCAGGUCAGUCGUUAUGGAGGAAAGCCUUUUAUAGUUUAUCGAGGACAAGGUCUUAUGAAAUCAGACUUUGAAAAACUUCAGAAAACAAAAGGUGGACUUAUAUCAUUUAACAACUUCUUGUCCACUAGUACAGAUACAGAAAUGUCCUUCCGUUAUGCUCGAGAUGCUUCAACAAAAUCAGAUAUGGUCGGCAUUCUGUUUAUAAUGUCUAUUAACCCUUGUUUGAGAUCAACACCAUUUGCCUCCGUUAAAGAGGAGAGUUAUUUCAAGGAAGAAGAAGAAAUUCUUUUUUCCAUGCACACUAUCUUCCGAGUUAGUGCAAUUAAACAAAUGGACGAUAACAAUCAACUGUAUCAAGUUGAACUACAAUUAAUAUCGAAUGAUUAUCAACAACUACGAGUAUUUACUGAUCGAAUACGAGAAGAAGCUAAUGAUGGUACUGGAUGGAAAAGAUUAGGUAUAUUAUUGCUUAAAAUCGAUCAAGUUAAUAAAGCUGAAGAACUUUAUAGCGUAUUACUCGAACAGACAUCUGAUGAGGGUGAAAUAGUGCACUAUUAUAAUCAGCUCGGAUUCGUCCAUUCGAAGCAAGGUAAUUAUGAAAAGGCUAUUUGGUAUUUCGAAAAAGAACUUGAAAUUCGACAAGAAAGUUUUCCUUCAAAUGAUCCUGAUUUAGCUAUUCCAUACAAUAACAUCGGUAUUAUAUACAGCAAUAUGGGAGAGUACUCGAAAGCACUUUCGUCUCUCCAAAAAGCACUUGAAAUCUGGCAAAAACCUCUUCCUUCAAAUCUUUCUCAUCUAGCGAGUUCAUAUAACAACAUCGGUUGGGUUUAUAGAAAUAUGAAAGACUAUUCGACAGCACUAUCAUAUUAUGAACGUGCUCUAGCUAUCAAACAAUGUGCUUUGCCUCCAACUCAUCCUAGUAUUAAAAAUGUGAAAGAGAGUAUUGAAUUCGUUAAAAAUAAAUUUUAA